UCCGUGUGCUUCUGUUGAACAUUAUUAUGUUUGUCUGUUGUUGGUGUUAAGGUGUUUUUUUUUGCAAUUAUUGGUGGUGAUUUCCUGUAGUUUUUAAUUUGCUUGUAUAAUGUCCGAGAAUGAUAAGGAGUUGACAGAGGCGACUGAGAGUCUGAAGACGCUUCACAUAGCCAAGCGACAGGAUUACUUGCAGUGGGAUGAUUACUUUAUGGCCACUGCAAUUCUCUCUGCCAAACGAAGCAAGGAUCCCGUCACUCAAGUUGGAGCAUGCAUUGUGGAUAAACACAAUCGCAUCGUAGCAAUUGGUUACAAUGGCUUUCCGCGCGACUGCAGCGACGAUAUAUUCCCCUGGACAAAGAAUGCUGACGACGCGCUGGAGAACAAGAAACUGUAUGUGGUGCAUGCCGAGGCGAAUGCAAUCCUCAAUAGCAACAGUACCAGUUUGGUUGGCACUCGACUCUAUACGACGCUCUUUCCGUGCAACGAGUGCACUAAGCUGAUCAUUCAAUCGGGUAUUCGCAGUAUAUUCUACAUAUCCGACAAGUAUGCUGAGAAAUCCGUUUAUCAAGCCUCUAAGCGAAUGCUCAAUUCUGUCGGCAUCAGCUAUCGACAGCAUGUCCCAGUUAAAAAACAGAUUGUUAUUGACUUUGAUGAUAUACUUAACGAGUAA
Drosophila albomicans is the source of this 670-nucleotide messenger RNA. RefSeq names its product probable deoxycytidylate deaminase. NCBI's taxonomy places the organism in Eukaryota, Metazoa, Arthropoda, Insecta, Diptera, Drosophilidae. The record is from RefSeq and is a predicted model, not a curated record. Gene Ontology annotation, cellular component: cytoplasm. Gene Ontology annotation, biological process: dUMP biosynthetic process; dTMP biosynthetic process. Bases 110 to 670 code for a protein of 186 amino acids. Gene Ontology annotation, molecular function: dCMP deaminase activity; zinc ion binding. The transcript has 2 exons.